AUAGUUUUUUUUCUCAGAUGGCAAUGGUGGAUUCCACACGAGGUAAAAAAUACCGAGUAAAGCCAAAUGUACAGUCCCUAGCAACAUUGUUCAAUAGUUGGCCUGGGAUAGACUACAAAAUCGCAUCACGCAACUUGGUUUUUCUCCCUUAUGCAUCCGCGGGUCACUUUAACUUGUUCUCCAUCGAUAAGCAUGAAUGUACUGUGUCUGUUAUUGAUCCUUGGUCCAUGCCGCCAUCGUCGGAGGGUAAAAUGGUUCGGUCGCAUAAGAUGAAAUUGAUCUUACAAAGAAUUGCAAUCUACCUAACCGACGUACUUGCAUUAGCACAACCUGGUUGGGAUGCCGAUAUAUUUUUCUGGCCACGCACGUCGCCAACUGAUAUUCCGCAAAGUUCAAGCAUGAAAGCGUCUGGUUAUUUCAUUUUUUAUAUUAUGUUUUCAUGGAAUGGUAAAAAGUUGGUUCAUCCAAUAUGCACGAAUAUUAUGGACCUGAGGAAGAAUUUUUUGGUACGCUUGCUCAAGUACCAUCAAAAUGAAGCACUCGAAAAUAUUCCAUACAUUGUACAACAUACUCUAAGAAGUAUCGAGGAGGACAUUUUUUUAAUAUAAAAUAGUUAAUUAGUGGAGUACUUAUUGCAUAUUCA
This is a messenger RNA of Lolium perenne, 643 nucleotides long. The record is from RefSeq and is a predicted model, not a curated record. NCBI's taxonomy places the organism in Eukaryota, Viridiplantae, Streptophyta, Magnoliopsida, Poales, Poaceae.